UCCAUGUACGAUUUGGGAAAUGGCAAGUGUUACGGCCGGCGACAAAAAGGUCAAUGUAUUGGUCAAUGGGGAGCCAAUACCUUUCGACAUGAAGAUAGGGGAGCAGGAGAGGCAUUCUUUGUUUUCGAGACGACCGAAGAGGUGCCGGAGGACUUGUUGACGAGUCCUCUGCUGGAUGCCACCAAGGUUGGGGACGAAAAUAAUGCCAUUGAACCCCCCAUUGGGGAAUGUAGCUCGAAAGAUAUCGACGACGCAAAAAUAUACGAAAUGGGCAUCAACGCUGCUGUGCAGCACGCUCCCAAGGUCCCGAACGCGGAACCAUCUUAUCUUGAUCUCUCAUCACCCAAUUUCCCCGAAUCUUGUGUCCAAUCACCUAGCUCAUCCAGAUCGUCGUCACGUUCCCCUUCACCGUCACGCUUCUCCAAUAGACCCUCAAGAAGCACUACACCACCAACUUCCGUCUCAGGAGCGUCACCCCUCCCAUCGCCUAUUCCUGACCGAUCCUCAAAGAAAACCGCUUCUCCAUCGACCUUCCUGCUCCCUACUGAACCUGACUUUCCCCAUCUUGCUGACUCCAAGAAGGAAGUCGAGGACGACGCCCCCAUCCCAACUAAUGAACAUAUCGAUGAGCAACACGAGGGAAUUACGCCUACGCCUAAGAAGUCUCCACCGUCUCGUGCUGCAACACUCUCGCACGCUCUAAGCGCCGCAGCGGCGAAAGUUGCUCAAGUCGGUGAUGCCCCUCGCAAAGGUGUGGCUCGGUCCACCUCGUGGCUCAUCCCUGGGACCCGUCGCCGGAUUCAGGACGCAGAAGAUUCCUUACAGGGAGGACCCCACGAUGAUGCGGACAAUGGCGAGGACGAGAA
Molecule: messenger RNA, 866 nt
Organism: Cantharellus anzutake
Lineage: Eukaryota; Fungi; Basidiomycota; Agaricomycetes; Cantharellales; Hydnaceae
Exons: 4
Coding region: 176-703 (175 amino acids)
Source: RefSeq, a predicted model, not a curated record